UCUCCUACGUCUGUUUACAGUUUAUGCACCACACCCCAAAAGAAGAAGACCCCAAAACCCUUGAAAUCCCCAUAACAAAGCUCCAAUCGCCCAUAAAAAAUAAAUAAAUUAAUGGACAUGGACAUCGAUCCUUCAAGCCAAAUCAAAGACAAAGACCUUUUCAAGGCAGCAGAGACAGGCGAUUCCUCGACAUUCAAAUCCCUUCCACCAGAACUCCUCUCCAAAGCCCUCUCUCUCCAAAACGACGACGGCCGCUCUGUCCUCCAUGUCGCCGCCUCUUCUGGACACCCUGAGGUGGUGAAAAUACUAUCAGAUAUUGAUCAAUCAAGUAGCGCUGUGGUAAAUGGUAAAGAUGAGGAAGGUUGGGCCCCACUUCAUUCUGCUGCUAGCAUCGGAAAUGUUGAGAUUGUAGAAAUUCUGUUAAGCAAAGGAGCUGAUGUUAAUUUGAAAAAUGAUGGCGGGCGCGCUGCUCUUCACUAUGCUGCUAGCAAGGGAUGGUUGAAGAUUGCUCAACUUUUGAUCUCGCAUGGUGCAAAGAUCAAUAUCAAAGACAAGGUUGGUUGUACUCCGUUGCAUCGAGCAGCAAGUACAGGGAACUCAGAGUUGUGUGAACUCUUAAUCGAGGAAGGAGCAGAGGUUGAUGCUGUUGAUAAAGCUGGUCAAACUCCUCUCAUGAGUGCAGUUAUUUGCAAUAACAAAGAGGUGGCUCUCCUUCUAAUUCGACAUGGAGCAGAUGUGGAUGUGGAAGACAAGGAAGGAUACACUGUGCUGGGUCGAGCUUCGGAAGACUUUAGGCCAAUUCUGAUUGAUGCUGCUAAGGCUAUGCUUGAAGGUUGAGUUUGGAUACUCUAGGAUGGAAGUUUGUUGAUUUUUCUAAGUGGCUGGGUUAUGCAUCUUGAAGAAAAGUGUUUUGCGGAUGACUCCACUUGCAGCUAAAUAGAAACACAGAAAAGUAAUUGAUAGUCUUACAGCAGCUUAAAUUACCAAGCGCCAUCAUUCAGACCUUUUUCGUUCUGUAGUUUUUCUGUCUAUGUUUUCAACAGGUGAGAGUUGCUCUGUGGUAAUCGCAUUUUGUCACCCAGCUUGGCUAGUUUGCCUUUUUGGCUUGCUACAAGUUUUUUACUGCU
Molecule: messenger RNA, 1127 nt
Organism: Populus nigra (black poplar)
Lineage: Eukaryota; Viridiplantae; Streptophyta; Magnoliopsida; Malpighiales; Salicaceae
Exons: 5
Coding region: 112-837 (241 amino acids)
Cellular component (GO): cytoplasm; nucleus
Molecular function (GO): protein binding
Source: RefSeq, a predicted model, not a curated record